This is a messenger RNA of Aspergillus steynii IBT 23096, 1482 nucleotides long. RefSeq lists its product as uncharacterized. The record is from RefSeq and is a predicted model, not a curated record. The coding region runs from base 170 to 1078 and encodes 302 amino acids. Lineage: Eukaryota; Fungi; Ascomycota; Eurotiomycetes; Eurotiales; Aspergillaceae. The transcript has 2 exons.
UGAUUAAUCAUGCCCAUAAAUUUAUGUCCAUGCUUUUAUCUCGAGAUCCCAGACUCCAACCACCUGAUGACAAGGCGGGGUAUGAUUACCUACUGCUAGAACUAAGCGCCAAUCAGUGAUCGAAUGCAAUGAGGCUGAGCUCAGAGAACCUCACACUUUUCAACAUUUUAUGAAAAUCCUGAUUGAAAAUACACUGAAGUCCCCCAUCGGCUCCAUGCUUCGUUCAUCUUCAACGCCCCCUAAGCAUGACCAUCGGGGCUCAAGGUAUCAACUCAGCCGCGGAGCAGCCAGGUUCGGCGGCAACAAAUCGAACAGGCAAAGCAAUGUAAGGUACGGGACAAUUUUAUUAUGUUCGGGGUGGUUUAUCUUUGCUAAAAGAACUCAUGUGGAGAUGAUACAGACACAUGUAUCGCAGAUUGGAAUCCUAUUAACCGUACAGCCUGUCAAACCAAAGAAGCGAACAUUUCUGUCAUCAAUCUUAUGUUAUCACCGAGGAGACCGUCACCCAGCUCAAGAAAGUCGCCAUUACGACACGGAGGAAGGCCAGAGCAACCGGGUUAACGCGUCCGCCUCUCUCCAAGACCCCCGAAAUUCCAUUCAUCGUGCGGAGGACAUCGAGGAUAGAGCAAAACUCACCGAGGAGAUAGACACUAUCUUCUGGGAGCAAAAUAAACACCAAAAUCUCGAUUCACAUAGACAUCUUGCACAGUGUGAUUUUAUCUACGACGCGUUGAUCUUCACUGAAAAUAAUCAAGGCCAAAUCCGCCGGCGUCUAGUCGUGGACUUUGAGACCGACGUGAACCUCAUGGCUGACGAUGUUCAGAAACAUUUGAAUAUCAAAGUGGAUCCGUAUACCGGACCAACAAUUCAACUACCCGGUCAACUCAAUGUCCAGCCCAUCGGGAGCGUCGUGACUCGGUGGAAAUUGCAGCGCGGCAACAAGAUCUACCAGACAAGAUUCUUGAUCAUUGAGAACAGCCGAUCAGACCUUUUACUCGGUCGGCCUUCAGUCAAGGAGCUUGCUUUGUUCCGCGUGGAUCCGGAAAUUGUGGCGAGAUUGCAGGCUUCAUACCAUUGAAUGAAUACGUGGAGAAACCAUCAUCACCCAACGUGCUCAAAUGAGCGUUUUAUUCUCGUUAUUUUAUUCUCUCCUCAAUCCCUUCGCCUGUUUCUCCUUACCCCUUACUCUCAUUUACCCUGGUGUUUGUUUUCAUAUGACCGCGAGUCCUACUCUUUCUGUUCUGUGGCAACGAGACAUCUAAAAUGGAUAACGCGAAAUACAACUUCAAAGUCCACUAAAAUGUCCAGAAACAAUAAGACAUAGCCACGAGCGUGGCCGCCCUCGAGCCUUGUCCGGCAUUUCCUAAAGACCAGAGGACAAAUCAAAAAUCGAAAAUCAAAACAAAAGCAGGCCUCGCUUAGACUGUGGGUUCGACUAUACUCUUCCCUCUAUCUUUUCGACGUGAUCAGGGCGGAUUCAAU